AUGGGACCGUCGUCCUCCUCUCGCUCUUGCCUCCUGCCGUGUCCAUGCCGCUCCAAACAACCGAGAACUAUCACCAUGGUGCAAUCUUCCAACUAUCGCCGAACCAGCCGCCGCGCCAGGAGGAUAUCCUUCCUUCCAUUUCAGGAGGAAGAAUGCAUGAGUGAAUUGAUUUGCGUCGUAAACAAGACAGAUUCCGAGAAAAGCAUUGCAACGACGAAUGCGGACUCUCAAGAGUGUACGGAGGGAUCGCGGUCGUCGGGUAAGGAGUCACGGUCCUCGGAUAGGGAGUCGGGUAAGGAGUCGCGGUCCUCGGACAAAGAAUCGCUGUCCUCGGAUAAGCAGUCGCGGCGCACAUACGUGCUAGCAGCCGACAGCGGGAGUGACUCAGCCUCCCCCUCCCCUUCUCCCUCACCCACCCGCGUCCAUCCCGCCCUCCUCUACGAUGCCAUCUCUCUCAAGAGCACGUCCAACGUUAGCCAGUACCAGAAAUUCACUAUUGACGCCGCGGAGCCCAUUCAAGAAGAAGGGUUCGCAGACGCGAACGACGAGCUGCCCGAGUGCCAAGCUGUCGACGAUGACCCGAACACCGCGCAACUACUUAUAGAAUACUCAUUGCACGCCCAGGAGACCUGCACUCAGACGAGCAAAACUAUACUCGAACUAGCUCAGACAAAUUCAUGCGUAAAAUAUUAUACUGACAGUAAUGCCAUUGAAACACAAACCUCCCGCGUAUCCAUUGUCGAGAACAAAACUAUAGAAUACAGGAUAGAAGUAACGGGGUCGCAGACGCGAUUCACGAGAAAUGAAAUUCCCUCGAGAGUGAGCGGCCGCGCCGGCGGCGGCGUCCGGCGACCGCUCGCCGGCCCCUGCCCCUCGCGAAGCGGCUCCGACGAUUCCGGCACACUGAGGAUAAUCGACGACGAAUCAGAAACUAAAUCCACAGAGGAAACCGAACCUUCCGAUCUUAGUGACAAUAAUACCUCUAAAUACGAUACGGACUUCACUGAUUCACUCGAAGGCGACCGCACUCGGCACGAUGACAACAGCGACGGGAGCGUCCCGAAAUCCGUGGACCGAGACGUCGAGGAGCUGUACACAAAUCUAGAGAAAAGUUUCGAUUUACGUUCGUUUGACAGGCCUCAGGUGGAAACUCCUCGGUACGCCGCUCUGUCCACUUUGUCUGAAGAAACGAUGAAGGAGAGCUCGGUGUCACGGCGAAACAGUACAAGAACGCAACCGAAAGAAAGCCCACAAAGAAACAGUGUCACAACGUCUGAGCUGAGGACGAUCCAGCCGUCCGCAGAGGGUGAGAGUAAAGAGCAAUGGAGACUGCCUCCCAUCGGCCAGUUGGAACGCGGCGGCAGCCCGCGGCGGCGGCCCUACAGCCCCGGCGUCCGCGCGCCGCCCGCGCGCGCUUCGCGCGACCACGCUAGCGCCGACACCGUCAGCUACCUGGCAGCCGGAGAACACGCCAAUCUUGCUACCAGGAUUGGUAAGAUAUUCAAUUUUGUCCCUAUUCCACAGUAUUUGGGACAAUUCCGCGGGGACGGCGCGCCCGCGCCCGCGCCCGCGCCCGCGCCCGCGCCCGCCCGCUCGCCGCGUGCAUGCUCGCCCGACACCAUCAGCAUAGGCGGCAAGAUCCAGCAGCUCAAAAUGCCACCAGCUGACAAAAAGCAUCUGCUCCACCAGUUCUCGAGCACCUCGAGUCCGUACAGCCGCAGCUCGUCGCCGGGCAGCGCUCACUCGCGCUGGGCGGCGGGCGCGGCGGGCGCGGCGGGCGCCGACGUGGCGGCGCGAGGCUGCGACGCGCUGUGCGCCGACGUCAUCGCGCGCCUGCGGCAAGCCUGCAGCAGUUGCGCGCGGAUGACAUUCGAACAACACGUGAGCCGGUACGAGAGCAGCGACAGCUGCGGCGCCAAGUGGGCGGCGGCGGUGGAGGUGAUGGAGGACAUCCCGCGGCUGUUCCGCGGCUUCUGGCCCGCCGUGCCCGAGCACCGCUUCGCCGACCUGCUGCGACUGGUGACGGCACAAGUGGAGUCUCCGCGAACGCGCGUGGCGCGCGCCGCGUGCGCCGCGCUGGCCGCGCUGCUCAGCCACACCGGCUACACCAAGAGACCUGAUUUCGACGAGGCGUUGGCGGCGCUGCUGGGCAAGACGGGCAGCAUGGCGUCGGCGCUGCGCCGCGCCGCCAACCUCGCGCUCGACCAGAUAGUCGCCGCCGCCGCCACCGCGCCCGCGGUCACCUCGCUCUGCCUCUACGGUGCCGAUCACAAGAGCGGGCUAGUGCGGUGCGCGGCGGCGCGGCUGCUGGUGGUGGCGGCGGCGCUGGCGGCGGGCGGGCGCGGGCUGCUGCGCGCGCGGCCGCGCUCCGCCGCCGACGCGCGCCGGCUCGUGCUGCGCUCGCUGGCGGCGCUGCUGGACGACCGCAGCCAGGACACGAGAAAGUACGCGGAGCGCCUGUACGCGCUGCUGCGGCCGCUGCCGGGCUUCGAGGCGUUCUUCCUGGCGGACGUGGACGCGCGCUCCGCCUGCCGCCUCAUGAAGAAGCUGGACCCGCUGCUGGCCGCCGCCGCGCCGUGUCGGUGACCUCCCCCCCCCCUC
Molecule: messenger RNA, 2601 nt
Organism: Cydia strobilella
Lineage: Eukaryota; Metazoa; Arthropoda; Insecta; Lepidoptera; Tortricidae
Exons: 10
Coding region: 1-2586 (861 amino acids)
Source: RefSeq, a predicted model, not a curated record